UUACGAACUUAUAAGCCUAAUUAAAUAAUUUAUUAAUCAUUUCUGACAAAAUAGCACUGAAUAGCUUUUUUUAUCAGCAAACUUGACGGUCUUUUUACACGAGAUCUGACUGAAAAUGGCGUUGGCAUCGAUCUGCCGGUUGUCAAUUGAUUCGACCUUCAGUAGUUUCAGCCAUUUGGGAGUUACCGCCCGCCGUAGUCGACCGUCUAACGCUUCAUUCGUGCGAAAUUUUGCUGCAGUAGCUGAAAAAAUGGGUUUACCGCGUACUUUCUUCGAUAUAACUGUCGAUGGACAGAAAGUUGGUCGUAUUGUUAUGGAGUUGAGAAGCGAUGUAGUACCUAAAACUGCUGAAAAUUUCCGAGCGUUAUGUACUGGAGAAAAAGGAUUUGGUUAUAAGGGCAGCACCUUCCAUAGAAUCAUCCCAAAUUUCAUGUGCCAAGGAGGAGACUUCACAAAUCACAAUGGCACUGGCGGAAAAUCCAUUUAUGGACAUAAAUUCGAAGAUGAGAACUUUGAUCUGAAGCAUAACGAACCUGGUGUUUUAUCUAUGGCUAACGCUGGUGUUGGCACUAACGGAAGUCAAUUCUUCAUUACUUACGUCAAGACAGGUUGGCUUGAUGGCAAGCACGUGGUCUUUGGCAAAGUUGUCGAAGGAAUGGACGUCGUAAGAAGGUUGGAAUCUUAUGGCUCUCAGAGCGGCAAAACAUCUAAAAAGGUCAUGAUUGCUGAUUGUGGUCAACUAGAUCAGUAAAUUACUUUAAAAACUACUGACUGCACUUCAUGUAGACAUUGAGUACCUUCUUAUAAUUCCUAUAACACAUUCAAUGACCGAAUGUUCUACGUUUUUACUACUGCUUCCAAUAAUUAUUUGUCUCAAAGCUACAGAUAAAAAUUUCAACAACAUAAAUACUACGUAAAAUGUCACGUGCUUUCCAUCAAUUUAAUAAUCUUAUUAAAAAAUUAAAAGUAAUCCUUACUGCAUGUCAGUAUGUCAAUAAUUAAUAUCAAAAAAACUUCAUUAUGAAAAAUACAGUUUCUUGUAUUAGAUAUCCUUCUGUUGCUCAGUAAAUACCUUUUUUGAGCAAA
Molecule: messenger RNA, 1086 nt
Organism: Chelonus insularis
Lineage: Eukaryota; Metazoa; Arthropoda; Insecta; Hymenoptera; Braconidae
Product: peptidyl-prolyl cis-trans isomerase-like
Exons: 3
Coding region: 116-751 (211 amino acids)
Biological process (GO): protein peptidyl-prolyl isomerization; protein folding
Cellular component (GO): intracellular membrane-bounded organelle
Molecular function (GO): peptidyl-prolyl cis-trans isomerase activity
Source: RefSeq, a predicted model, not a curated record